Messenger RNA from Arachis ipaensis, 1494 nucleotides. RefSeq lists its product as uncharacterized. Gene Ontology annotation, molecular function: DNA helicase activity. The record is from RefSeq and is a predicted model, not a curated record. Gene Ontology annotation, biological process: telomere maintenance; DNA repair. Lineage: Eukaryota; Viridiplantae; Streptophyta; Magnoliopsida; Fabales; Fabaceae.
AUGUGUUUGUACAUAAUCUCCUUUGCAGUUGUGUAUACAAUUGAGUUUCAGAAGCACGGUCUCCCUCACGCACAUAUUCUGUUAUUUCUACAUCAUGAUGACAAGUUUCCAACGGAAAAAGACAUGGACCGGAUCAUAAGUGCUGAGAUACCCAACAAGGUCAACGAUCCACUAUAUUACGAAGCAGUGGAAAAGCACAUGAUGCAUGGUCCAUGUGGUAGUAUUAGGAAAGAUUCACCAUGCAUGAAAAAUGGUCAAUGCAUGAGGCACUUUCCUAAGAGAUUUGUUGCGAGUACUACUAUUGAUGAAGACGGUUAUCCGGUUUAUAGGCGCAGGGAUGAUGGCAAAAUAAUAACCAAAUCAGGUGUGGAACUUGACAAUCGAUAUGUCGUGCCUCACAAUAGGAAGUUAUUAUUGAAAUAUGGUGCUCACAUAAAUGUUGAAUGGUGUAACCAGUCAAGAUCGAUUAAGUAUCUAUUUAGAUACGUCAAUAAAGGCCAAAUGACCGUGUACAUAUCCUCGUGCGAAGCUGCAUGGAGAAUUUUCGGGUAUAGCAUUCAUUAUAGGAACCCUUCUGUGGUAAGGCUAGGCUUUCAGCUUCCUGGUGAACAACCAGUGAUAUUCAAGGACGAUGAAAACAUGGAUGACGUUGCUAGGAAAGAGUCUGUGAAAGAAUCCAUGUUCUUAGGAUGGUUCGAGGCAAACAAAAAAUACCCUGAAGCUCGAUCUUUGACAUAUGUGGAAUUUCCUUCUAAGUUUGUAUGGAAGGCUAAUACUAGAAAAUGGUUUCCAAGAAAAUCUCAUGUAAUUAUUGGCCGUAUUUUCUUUGUACCUCCAAGAUCAGGAGAGAUUUACUACCUAAGACUACUUCUAAAUUUUGUUAGAGGACCUACCAGUUAUGAACAAAUUAGAACUAUUGAUGGUGUUGUCUACUCGACAUUUCGAGAUGCAUGCUAUGCAUAUGAACUUUUGGCUGAUGAUAAAGAAUACAUUGAUGCUAUAGAGGAAGCAAGUCACUGGGGCUCAGGAGAAUAUUUAAGAAGGCUUUAUGCAACACUCCUGUUUUCUAACUCAAUGGCUAGGCCGGAGCAUGUAUGGGAAAGCACACAGAGAAUGCUAUCCGAUGACAUUCUUCAUCGACAAAGAAGGUUACUUAACAAUCAAGGUAUUAGGUCCAAGGGUCAAAUCAUGUUGACAGUUGCUUCAAGUGGCAUAGCAUCCCUCUUAUUACCCGGUGGUAGGACGACACAUUCUCGCUUUGCAAUACCACUCAAUUUGGAUGAAUUUUCAACAUGCAACAUAAAGCAAAAUACUCCGUUGGCUGAAUUAAUAAUCAGAGCUAAGCUUAUUGUGUGGGAUGAAGCUCCUAUGGUCAAUAAACUUUGUAUUGAAGCACUCGAUAGGACCAUGAGAGAUAUUUUGAGGUUCAACAAUAUUGCAAGCUUGGAACAACCAUUUGGAGGAAAGACAGUGGUUUUUGGUGGUGAUUUUUGA